This is a messenger RNA of Ixodes scapularis (black-legged tick), 1152 nucleotides long. Its product is annotated as opsin, ultraviolet-sensitive. The coding region runs from base 1 to 1152 and encodes 383 amino acids. The record is from RefSeq and is a predicted model, not a curated record. Gene Ontology annotation, molecular function: G protein-coupled receptor activity. The transcript is spliced from 3 exons. Lineage: Eukaryota; Metazoa; Arthropoda; Arachnida; Ixodida; Ixodidae. Gene Ontology annotation, cellular component: membrane. Gene Ontology annotation, biological process: G protein-coupled receptor signaling pathway.
AUGGGCUACGCCUGCUUCCUUUUCCUGAUGAUACCCCCUGGCAGAUACCGGUCCAGCCAACACACCACGAGGCAGGCAAGUAAAUCCUACAAGUGCCUGAGCAAAUGUAGGGCUAUGUGUGGAGACAAGGAAAACAUUAUAUACAAAUGUAGGACAGUAGUAACACUACUGAACUUGUGCGCUAGUUGCGAUGGUUCAAUAAUAUACGAGAAAAAUAAGCGUCGUCGAAUCCGCAGCCAGGCCAACCUGCUGGUGUUCAACCUGGCGCUGAGCGACCUGCUCAUGGUCCUCGAGAUCCCGCUGCUCGUCUACAACAGCCUCAAGCUCAGGCCGGCCCUGGGAGUCUGGGGCUGUCAGCUGUACGGCCUGAUGGGCGGUCUCUCCGGCACGUCGGCCAUCUUCAGCAUCGCCGCGCUCUCGCUGGAGCGCUACCUGGCCCUGGGGCGGCCACGUGACCCCUUCGCCCGCCUCACGCGGUCCCGGGCCUUCGCGCUGUCCCUGUCCUCCUGGAUCUACGCGUUGUGCUUCAGCGCCUGGCCGCUGCUGGGAGUGACCAGCCCCUACGUGCCGGAGGGUUUCCUGACCAGCUGCAGCUUCCACUUCCUGUCCGAUGCGACGUCGGACCGCUGCUUUGUCUGGAUCUUCUUCGUGGCCGCCUGGUGCGUGCCGCUAGUCUUCGUGACGACCUGCUACAGCGGCAUCCUCGUCACCGUGAUCCGUAGCCGCAAGGCGCUCGCACAGGAGAGCCGUCGCAGUGAACUUCGUGUGGCCAAGGUGUCUCUGGCCCUGGUGCUUCUGUGGACAGUCGCCUGGACGCCUUACGCCAUCGUGGCGCUGCUGGGCAUCACGGGCCGUCGGAACCUCUUGACGCCUUGGGGUUCCAUGGCACCGGCCAUGUUCUGCAAGUCGGCCGCCGUGCUGGACCCGUUUGUGUACGGCCUGAGUCACCCGAGCUUUCGGCGAGAGCUGGCCAUUAUGCUGCCGUGCCUCAGGCCGAGGCAGAGGCCGGUCUCCUUGACGCUAAGAGCCGUGGUCCAACUCCCCAAACGUCCGGGGCCGCGGUCCGCGGGAAGUUCCACGUCGGUACCUGUCACGGCUCCGGGAACAACGAAAGACAACCACUGUCCAACACCGCCGAAUGUGUCUAGAUAA